AUCCUUGACUGCGGGUCUCGCAGAAAGAAAAAUUCACCGCCAGCAGAGCACCUUCUAGAUUGCUCCUAGAGCGUAGGGACAGGAGUCUCUGCCGUCCAACUCACAGAACCGAAGAAAAAAAUGACCUCAUGAACAUGGGCAAAGAAAUCCAGCUAAGGCCCAAGGUGAAUGUCUCUUCGUACAUCCACUUUUUGCUGAAUUACAGAAACAAGUUUAAGGAGCAGCAGCCAAAUACUUUCGUUGGCUUUAAAGAGUUCUCUAGAAAGUGUUCGGAAAAAUGGAGGUCCAUUUCCAAGCAUGAAAAGGCGAAAUAUGAAGCCCUGGCGAUGCUGGACAAAGCCCGGUACCAGGAAGAGAUGAUGAAUUACAUUGGCAAGAAGAAGAAGCGGAGAAAGCGGGACCCCCAGGCACCCAGGAGGCCUCCAUCGUCCUUCCUCCUCUUCUGCCAAGACCACUACGCCCAGCUGAAGAGAGAGAAUCCAAACUGGUCGGUGGUGCAGGUGGCAAAGGCCUCGGGGAAGAUGUGGUCUGCAUCGGCCGACGACGAAAAGCAGCCCUACGAACGGAGAGCGGCUCUCCUGAGGGCGAAGUACCAAGAGGACCUGGAAGCCUACCGUGAACAACGCAGAGGCCAGAAGGGUCCCCAAGGCUUGGUUAAGAACCAGUGCAGAGUGUUUGGACAAACUGAGUCAAACAAAGUGGAUGGAGCCAAUCAGAAAUAAAAUGCCAUUCAACUGUA
Molecule: messenger RNA, 739 nt
Organism: Equus caballus (horse)
Lineage: Eukaryota; Metazoa; Chordata; Mammalia; Perissodactyla; Equidae
Gene: HMGB4
Product: high mobility group box 4
Biological process (GO): regulation of transcription by RNA polymerase II
Molecular function (GO): DNA binding, bending
Source: RefSeq, a predicted model, not a curated record